Messenger RNA from Carica papaya (papaya), 838 nucleotides. The record is from RefSeq and is a predicted model, not a curated record. NCBI's taxonomy places the organism in Eukaryota, Viridiplantae, Streptophyta, Magnoliopsida, Brassicales, Caricaceae.
GUGAUCUGACUCCUUUGGUAACUUGCUUUUGUUAGCCAAUGCUUGGGAAGAGGAAGAUGAAGUCGUUCUGAUCACUUGUCGCCUUGAGAACCCAGAUUUAGACUUGGUCAGUGGAACAGUCAAGGAAAAGCUUGACACUUUCUCAAAUCAACUGUAUGAGAUGAGGUUCAACAUGAAGACUGGUGAAGCUACACAGAAGAAAUUAUCUGCACCUGCUGUUGAUUUUCCUAGGGUGAAUGAGUUCUACACUGGCAGAAAACAAAGAUAUGUCUAUGGAACCAUUCUGGACAGCAUUGCUAAGGUCACAGGAGUUGUAAAAUUUGAUCUGCAUGAUGAACCAGAGGCAGGAAAAACAAAGCUUGAAGUUGGAGGAAAUGUUAAAGGCAUCUACGACUUGGGACCUGGUAGAUUUGGUUCAGAAGCUAUCUUCGUGCCACGUCAACCUGGUUAUUCUUCCGAAGAAGACGAUGGCUACUUGAUACUCUUUGUACACGAUGAGAAUACUGGAAAAUCUUCAGUGAAUGUUGUGGAUGCAAAAACAAUGUCAGCAGAUCCUGUUGCAGUUGUUGAUUUACUCCAUAGAGUUCCAUAUGGCUUCCAUGCCUUCUUUGUGACAGAGGAACAACUUCAAGAACAAGCCAAGCUGUAAUCAUAUGAGGCCCAAGUAGUCAAAUCUCUUCAGUUGUUGGAUACUAUACAAAUAUAUAUAUUUAUAUACACACAAAUAGAUGAGUACAUUAUUGUUUAACUCCAUCAAAUGCGUAUAUGGUUCUCUUCCCUUUUCAUGUAAGCAUAUGGUUGGUUUUUUGUUCUUGGUAUUUUUCUAGUUUAUCUCCAA